Ostrinia nubilalis (European corn borer) is the source of this 1473-nucleotide messenger RNA. RefSeq names its product vitellogenic carboxypeptidase-like. NCBI's taxonomy places the organism in Eukaryota, Metazoa, Arthropoda, Insecta, Lepidoptera, Crambidae. The coding region runs from base 1 to 1473 and encodes 490 amino acids. Gene Ontology annotation, molecular function: serine-type carboxypeptidase activity. The transcript has 8 exons. Gene Ontology annotation, biological process: proteolysis. The record is from RefSeq and is a predicted model, not a curated record.
AUGCUGCUGGUCUGCACUCUGCUGCUUUUUGUGAGCGGCAGUGCUUUCUGCCGAGGCGUAGCUCCUCUCGCCUCCACGGAGGAGGAUGGGCCCUUAAUACUUACGCCGCUAAUCGAAAAGGGUGAAAUAGACAAAGCCAGAUCUCUGUCUACUGUAGACCCAACCUUAUUCACUGGAAUCAAGAGCCAUUCCGGGUUUAUAACUGUCAACAAGACAGCCGCCUCCCACUUGUUCUUCUGGUAUUUCCCCGUUGAAGAGAAGAAAUUAGAAGAAACGCCACUGGUGAUUUGGUUGCAAGGCGGGCCAGGAGCUUCGUCUUUGUUUGGACUUUUUAAAGAAAUCGGUCCGUUACAGUAUGAAAAUGGAAAAGUCAAAAAGAUGCCCAUUACUUGGGCAAGAGAGUACUCUUUGCUCUUCAUCGAUAAUCCAGUCGGCGCCGGCUUCAGCUUUUCCGAACACAACACUUAUGUUACAAACGAGGAUGAGGUCGGUGCUGGUCUUCUGAGCUUCGUGCAACAAUUCCUGUCGGUUUUCUCUGAACUAAGGGACGCACCUCUUUUUAUCGCCGGGGAAUCUUAUGCCGGGAAAUACAUUCCUGCUUUUGGCCAUUAUAUCCACCACAACAACGUCAACAACCGCGAUAAGUCCCAACACAUCAAUUUAAAAGGUUUAGCCAUCGGAGACGGCUGGACUGAUCCGCCAACGCUGUUGCAAUACUCAGAAUUCGGCUUACAAAUUGGCUACUUAGACCCAAACCAAGCGGCACAAGUAAAAGCCUUUGAAGAUUCUGCUAAAAAAGCUUACAAAGAUGGUGAUUUGGAAACUUACAAAAAAGAAGCCAGUGCUGCUUUGGAUCAUUUUUUUAAAAUCGCUACGAUACUCAAUCCUUAUAAUUAUAUAGAUGACGAAGUACCAGGAAUUGAAUAUAACAAGUUUCUAAACAGGGAAGAAGUAAAAAAAGCACUUCAUGUGGGACGUACCAAUUUCACAAAUAUUAACUUUGACGUUUAUUUUGCAAUGUCAGAUGACUUUUAUUUAUCUGUGAAGCCGUGGCUAGAGGAACUACUUGAAAAUAAGUACCCCGUCCUGGGUUACAGUGGCCAAUUGGAUGUCAUCGUAGCUUAUCCUCUAUCUGUGAAUACUUACCAAAGCCUGAAGUGGUCGGGGGCUGACGGGUACAAGAAAGCUCGCAGAGGACUUUAUGAUGAUACAAGUAGAACACCAUCAGUAUACCUGAAGAAAUACGCCAACUUCAUGGAUGUGAUGGUCCGAGGUGCCGGCCACAUGGUCCCCUAUGACCAACCACAGGCUGCUAUAGAUGUGCUGACAUAUUUUAUAGACUUCGCUCUUUCUGGAGAAACAACAGGCGACAUCCUUAAAGAAUAUCAAUCUAUACGACGACCUACGAGUAUAUCCUUAUUCAACGUUCAAAAAACAUUAGACGUUGAUGACUGGUCUAACACUAACAUUUAA